Branchiostoma floridae (Florida lancelet) is the source of this 2156-nucleotide messenger RNA. RefSeq names its product roundabout homolog 3-like. Gene Ontology annotation, cellular component: cell-cell junction. The record is from RefSeq and is a predicted model, not a curated record. Bases 280 to 1827 code for a protein of 515 amino acids. NCBI's taxonomy places the organism in Eukaryota, Metazoa, Chordata, Leptocardii, Amphioxiformes, Branchiostomatidae. Gene Ontology annotation, biological process: cell-cell adhesion. The transcript has 8 exons. Gene Ontology annotation, molecular function: cell adhesion molecule binding.
GCGGUAGCUGUGGUGUGGUCCGACUUACGAACGUGGUCUUCUCUUCAAGUGUUUUCUCGACACUCUGUACUUCAAACGCUGGCUGAUAGCUACUCGGGCAACGGUACUUGAAAGAAACGUGCUCAGAUUUGAGGAGUUCUUUUUUUAGAAGUGUGCAGGCGAAUGACCGGUUAAGGAACGGGUUUUGCGGUGGUAACGUUGUCGUUGCUGCACACGGUCGGACAGCCUUUCACCAUACAGGCACAACUCGCCAAGAGUUCACCGCUACGACUCUACAUCAUGGACUACAAAGCAUUGAUCGCUCUCAGCGCCUGCCUUCUGAUCAAAGUGUCAUCUGGUGAGCCGUCUGUUGGAAUCACGCUACCGAAGUCCGUCAGUACGCGGUUGGGCGAACCUGCAACUCUAUCCGCCACUUUUACAACCAACCGCCAGAUCCUAUCCAUCCUCUGGCACAAAGUAGACAAAAAGCAGCAAGAGAUACAAAAGCGUGAGCUGGUGUAUUCCUACUACCCACCCAUAGGACGGAGAGAGGCGCACGGACAAUACGCGGGAAGAACCCAGCUCGUGGGGAAGGCUUCCUUAAAGAUUAAUCCGACACGUCUUGAAGACGAAGGAGUCUACGUGCUCUCAGUGAUGGCAGAAGGACUCGGUAACGAGGAGGGAUUCGUACAGUUAUCAAUCAUGGUGCCCCCCACCGUUCAGGUUGGCCCGUCCGACCCUUACGUCACUUCCUUGGGAAGAACAGCGUCCCUGACAUGCGCAGUGGGAGGUGCCAAGCCGAACAUCACGGCGCUUCACUGGGAGAAAGACGGAGAGAUUCUGCAGACGACACGGUUCGGUAACAAGUACACGGGAGGGACCAUCAAGACGCCAUCUUUGUUGAUACGUCACAUGAGGAGGGCUGACGCGGGCAUGUACACAUGCGUGGCUGAUCACGUGGUCAGGGGCUCCAGAGCGAGUCUGACUUUGAACGUACAGUACCCUGCUUCCAUCAUCAGUAUCUCAGAGUCUCUCACGGCCACCGUGUCAGACAGCGUUACUCUGCAGUGUGUGGCGGACGGCAACCCCCCUCCCAACAUCACGUGGUCAAAGAAUGGAUUGCGCAUGCGCAGUCUUAAGACCCCGCUCUCCAUGGACGUCAUGGCGAGCACGCUGCAGCUGAAGAAGAUCCACGUGAACGACACCGGGAUGUAUCUGUGUGUGGCGGGAAACGACAUCGGAGAGACCGACACGAAGUCCAUAUCACUGACAGUGAAGCAGUACAGAACUGAUCAAGAGAUAGAUUCCUCCAAGAUUGCCAUCAUCGUGGGUGGUACGGCUGGAGGCCUGUGGUUGGUGGUUUGCAUCGGACUGGGCACGUACCUCUUCCGGCGGCGCCGGAAACAGAAGGAGAAGAAACAGUUCGCCUUCUAUUACAACAUGGCGUCCCACCGGAAACCAGGGGUUGGGAACGAGAGCAGGAACGAGGAGGACAAAGAGCCGCCACCAUACAGCGCCAUGCCUGCCAAACUCCAAGACAAAGCGCCGACCAGAUUUGGCGGUAUCAACACCAUACGGAAGUCCAUAGGGAAGAAAGACAGACGUUACGCUUGCGCACUGUAUUCUUACCGGCCCCGCGAGGAGAACGAGCUAACCAUGGAGGUUGAUGACGUCAUCGAGGUGCUGGAGGGGGAAGAUGGCGGCUGGUGCCUGGGUUACCUGAGGGGCAGGAUAGGCCUGUUCCCCUCUAACUACGUCAAGUUUCUGUCUUCAAGCGAGGUUCUCGCAAUGAAGACCGGCCGCCAUGUUGAUGUCGCAGAGGCUUCUGGGACAAAGAGAAGUAUCUAAAGGCACCACAGACAUGUAUGCAGAUCGUGAUCAUGGAAAGGAGAGUAAUAAGAAAAAUAUGAUAAUAUAGAACCAAAACGAUAUUCAUCUAUAUGAUGACAAGGUUUUCAAAAGGGAACGUUUGAUGGCAAUAAUUCUACUGGAGCCUGUGAAUAGUUUGGUAAUAAUGAGUCAGAUCUGAUUGGUAAUGAUACGUCACUGAAUAGAAUGCAGCAUAGGUGUCGCUGCUUAUCAUUGUUCCUGGAUAACAUUUAUGUACAUAAGACAUUCUUUACGUUUGGGAACGCAGCGACACCUAUGCUACAGUACAAUGUGAACCAGUCAGAAUU